Neurospora tetraspora is the source of this 2263-nucleotide messenger RNA. RefSeq lists its product as uncharacterized. NCBI's taxonomy places the organism in Eukaryota, Fungi, Ascomycota, Sordariomycetes, Sordariales, Sordariaceae. The transcript has 2 exons. The coding region runs from base 420 to 2162 and encodes 580 amino acids. The record is from RefSeq and is a predicted model, not a curated record.
CCAGAGAGUCUUUGGAAUCACAUCGUGGAAGUUGUCCGGGAUAAUGAUGUGGUUAUUUGGUAACGGGCCUGGGCGCCUCACGGGGUUCGAGUGUAUCCCUUAUAUUACUCACAGAUCCGGCUCCUUUUGAACACUAACAAAGCAUAUGAUGGCAAGCUUCUCUGCUGUUUCCGUCGUCUUUAUUCUAUGCAGCUCCAUUUCUACUUCUUUGUUACAGCUGCAUUUGGCAUCGGAUAGCUCUGUCUGACAAUGCCUCGUUCACGUCGCAAAGAACAGCGGCUCUUUGUUGGGCUGCAAUGGCCGGGGAGACAAUGAACCAUCCCAAUAGCAUUGGGAGAAAAGGCACAACUUAUGACUGCCGAGCAAGGAGAGCCAAUUCUCAUCGCCACCAGAAUUAACAUCACCAACCUUCCAAAACCAUGACACUACCAGGCCGAAAGAUCGUGGCCGCUCAUUUGGUGGACCAUGAAGAAGAUGAAAACCGAGGACUAAAGGGCUACGUCAAAGCAACGGACUAUGCGCUUCCCUACAUGUCGCAGUGGUCACGAAUCAACAAUGAGGACGUCAAGAGCGAGCUACUCCGCCAUAUCAACUGUGGUUAUCUCUCCACGCAUGGUAUUCCGCCCACGCUCCUUGCAUUGAAGCAACAUGCCCAAUCUCUCUGUGCCCUCAUCCAAAUGCUGCAGCCAGAUGUCAAGGUCGCCGAGGUUCAAGUUGAUGGCGCUACUUCCGCCAGCAACGACUUGACCCAGGGAGGUUCCAUGGGUAAGGGCAAGAACAGUGCCUCAUCGGCCGACGACGGUUUAGCCAUGAAGUUCGAACUCAACUCAGCUUUCGAUUUCCUCAACGACCUUCGCACGCCUUACCACACCGACAAUGUUUACCACCACAAGCCCCUUGUCUCGCUGAUCAACGAAGUCCGUGGGCGCAAUGAGGUUUACGGCACCGAUUACCACUGCCCCCUGACCCAGAUCCAGCACCAUUCGCCCCCGGUAACUUCCAACACCACCACCGGCCAGGAAGACCAGCCAAGGGAACUUCGCCCCUACUCCAAUCUCCAAAACCUGCUUAUCCACACCAACUCCUGCCUGGAGCGCCUCGACCACGAGUACACCGCCACCGGCGGCCUACUGAGCGUCCUCCCUACUGACGCGGACCACGACACCGAAGAACUCCAGCACGCGCGCACCACCUUGCUCGGCCAAUGGCUUCUCUUCACGCAGCACCUCGUCGCGCGCAUGCACGAGCUCGAGCGCAGCUACGGCAACGCGCUCGACGCGCUGGCCGGCGAAGCAGCCAUUCCGCACCAGGUGCUCAGCAAGCUGGGCCCCGACGGCCGGACAGGCCGGGUGGUGGCCUACCCACAGGAUCAGUACAUCCUCGUCAACUCAGGCGAGGACGUCUAUGAGUACAUCCACAGUCUCCUCGACAAGCGCGAGGCGGUUCUGCAGGCCAAGGAGAGAGUCUGGCGCAAAAACGGCGCGGUCGGAGAAGAAAUGUGGCACAAGAACCCACAGACUGGUGCCAGCGCUGACGACGGCACUGACAACAGCCUCUUCGACCAGAUGGAAAAGGUCGACGGAGACCUCAUCGGCGCCUACUUCAGCCGGGGCAUCGUGCAAGUGGACGUCACAACGCGGUACUACCGGCUCGCCAACUCAGGCAAGGGCGUGCUCUUCGUCGUGCCCGCCCACGCCGUCCACCCGGGCGUCGAGCACACGCGCCUGCUGGAAACCCAGCCGACCAUCAUGGCCACCGUGCAGCCGCGCUACCCGCCGCGCGCGUCCGAACUGGAGAUGAAGUACAACCGCAAGCUGCGCGAGGCGGGCAAGAUCCAGCAGGAGAAUUUGGACCUGCACUCCGAGAUGGGAUCCCAGAAAGAACAGAUCCGCACGCUGAAGGCGGAGGUGGAGAGGUUGUCGCACACGAGGGAUGCGUUGCUGAAUGGGGUGGGUAAAAGUGAGGUGGAGGCUAAGAAGGAGGCGGAGACGUUGAGGAAAAGGGCGGAGAAGGCGGAGAGGUUGGCGAGGGAGUUGAAGGAGAGGAAGAGGGAGAUGAAGAGUAAGGUGUCGAAGUUGACGAAGCAGAGGGAUAGCUUGAUGAUGGGUGUGGAUGAUGUGUCGGAUGGGGAGGAUGAGAUGGAUUUGGACUGGGAUGCGUAGAUGGCUUUCGUUGACUAUUGUAAUGGUGCCGGAGGUUGUUAUUUUUUGUUGACUUUUUCGGUAUUUGUUUUCCUGUCUGGUGUUUGGCUCGGUCAAAGGGU